Molecule: messenger RNA, 1830 nt
Organism: Lodderomyces margitis
Lineage: Eukaryota; Fungi; Ascomycota; Pichiomycetes; Serinales; Debaryomycetaceae
Gene: PES1
Product: mRNA-binding ribosome synthesis protein
Exons: 1
Coding region: 1-1830 (609 amino acids)
Biological process (GO): ribosome biogenesis; maturation of LSU-rRNA from tricistronic rRNA transcript (SSU-rRNA, 5.8S rRNA, LSU-rRNA)
Cellular component (GO): PeBoW complex; nucleolus
Molecular function (GO): RNA binding
Source: RefSeq, a predicted model, not a curated record
AUGGCCAAGAUCAAGAGAAGAGGAACCUCAGGAAAUGCAAAGAAUUUCAUAACUCGUACUCAAGCAAUCAAGAGGUUGCAGAUAUCAUUAGCCGACUUUCGUCGUCUUUGUAUCUUCAAGGGUAUCUACCCAAGAGAACCACGUAAUAAGAAGAAAGCCAACAAAGGUUCCACUGCUCCAGUCACUUUCUACUAUACCAAAGACAUACAAUAUCUUUUGCAUGAGCCCGUAUUGGAUAAAUUCAGACAACACAAGACAUUUGCCAAAAAAUUGCAAAGAGCAUUAGGAAAAGGAGAGAUUUCAAGUGCAUCAAAAUUGGAGCAGAACCGUCCAAAGUAUAAAUUGAACCACAUUAUAAAGGAGAGAUAUCCUACUUUUCUCGACGCAUUGAGAGAUUUGGAUGAUCCGUUGAACAUGUUGUUCUUGUUUAGUAACAUGCCAGCUACUGAUCGUGUAUCGACAAAGGUUGUUGGUGAUGCAGAAAAAUUGUGCAACCAGUGGUUAGCUUAUAUUGCCAAGGAAAGAUUAUUGAAAAAGGUCUUUGUCAGUAUCAAGGGUGUUUAUUAUCAAGCUACCGUGAAAGGACAAGAGAUUAGAUGGUUGAUACCUUAUAAGUUUCCAACAAAUAUACCAACUGAUGUUGAUUUUAGAAUCAUGUUGACAUUUUUGGAAUUUUACUCAACUUUGUUGAAUUUUGUAAUGUACAAGUUGUACAACGAAAGCGGAUUGAUAUAUCCUCCACAAAUUGAUACGAAUAAAUUGAAAGGGGUUGGUGGGUUGACCAGUUAUGUUUUGCAAUCAAAGGAUUCCAAAAACAACGAUUUAUUAUUAAAGCAACAAAAGACGGAAGAGAAGAACGAAGUUGGUAAGAACUUAUCGCAAUCCGAGAUUCAGAAAGCUAUUGAAGCAGAUCAGGAGACUGGAAAUGAAGAGGAGGAUGGGCAAAUAGAAGAAGGGGCUGACGGCAACGUUGAAGAAGUUGAGUUGGACACAUUUCAAGACAAUUCUACAACCAAGUCGGCCGACACUCUAAUUCAACCCUCUAAAUUCUCAUCACCUACAUCCCAGUUAUUCUCAAAGUUUAUUUUCUACAUUGGUAGAGAAGUUCCUUUAGAUAUCUUGGAAUUUGUCAUUUUAUCGUGUGGUGGGUCAGUUAUAUCAGAAAUAAGUCUUGAUGAUUUGAAAUUGAACGAUCCAAAAGCUUAUGAGCAAUUAAAUCUUGAUUCGAUAACCCAUCAAAUUUGUGAUAGGAAUAAAGUGUUGCAAAAAGUGCCUGGUAGAACUUAUGUUCAACCACAAUGGGUUUUUGACUGUGUUAAUAAACAAGAAUUGAUUAGUGUUUCUUCGUAUGCACCGGGGGAAACCUUACCACCUCAUUUGUCACCAUGGGGUGAUGCUGGUGGUUACGAUCCAAAUGCUGAAGCAAAAUCACAAGCAGGUGAAGGCGAGAAUAACGUCGAAGAGAGUGAAGAAGAGGAAGAAGAUGAAGAAGUCGAGGUGGAAUCAGGUGACGAAGAUCAAGAUGAAGAAGAAGAGGACGAGGAAGAAGAUGAAGAUCUUACAGCCCAGAAGGAAUUAGAAAUGGAAGUUGCUGGUGAGAAAUUCUCGGAACAAAAAGAAGAGCCUAAAGCCAAGAAACAAAAGACUAAAUCAACAACCUCCACUGAAGACGAAGCUAAAGAGUUGGCCAAGAUUAUGAUGACGAACAAGCAAAAGAAGUUGUACAAGAAGAUGCAAUAUGGUAUUGAUAAGAAGGAGACCAGGAACAAGGAGUUGACGAAAAAGAAAAAACAAUUGGAAAAGAAAAAGAAGCAGUUACAGAGUAUGUAA